This is a messenger RNA of Mytilus trossulus (common blue mussel), 2737 nucleotides long. Its product is annotated as chitotriosidase-1-like. Gene Ontology annotation, molecular function: protein binding; chitin binding; chitinase activity. The record is from RefSeq and is a predicted model, not a curated record. Gene Ontology annotation, biological process: chitin catabolic process; carbohydrate metabolic process. The transcript has 12 exons. The coding region runs from base 279 to 2165 and encodes 628 amino acids. Gene Ontology annotation, cellular component: extracellular region. NCBI's taxonomy places the organism in Eukaryota, Metazoa, Mollusca, Bivalvia, Mytilida, Mytilidae.
GGUGUGCGACAAGGAAAUACGAUGUAGUAUACUGUGUAACGUUGUGUAGUCUAUUUGUAUUAUUUAUACCUAGCCACCGUUUUUCUGUAAAUUGGCAUAUGUACAAACCAUUUAACAAAAUGGGAUCGUUUUUUGUGAUUCCAAAUUACCGACAUGUUUUUCUACUUAAGAAAUAACACUAAUUGGUAACAUUUUAUAUAUUGUUGUCCAUAUUGUUGGAAAAAUACAAAUUUCAGACUGAAUGAAAUUUUACUUAAAAUUGAGUUAACUUUAAUGACAUGGAACUGGGACUUAACGUUUUAUUCAUUGUUAUAAUUCAAAUAGGAUAUUUAAAUGCACAACAAGACUGCUUAGAAACACAAUUCAGAUGUAAGACUGGUACAUGUAUACCGAAACAAUGGGUGUGUGACAAUGAUCCAGACUGCUCUGAUAGUUCAGAUGAACAAUCCUGUCCAAGAACAGACGAUAACACGAGAAGAUGCCCGGAUGAUAAUUUUCAGUGUAGUAAUGGAGUCUGUGUGAACAAUGCCUUUGUCUGUGAUGGUGAUCAAGACUGUUUAGAUGGGACAGAUGAACAAUGUGAAAUAAAGACUUUUCGACGAAUAUGCUACUUCACUAACUGGGCCCAGUAUCGUAACAAUGGCGCCAAGUUUACACCUGACAAUAUCAACCCAGAUCUCUGUACACAUAUUGUUUAUGCAUUUGCUAGAUUGGAAGGCAAGAAACUUGUGUUUACAGAGUACAAUGAUGAAAAGUUGUAUAAAGAAUUCAAUGGUAAAAAGAAUAAAACACGAGGAGUUAAGACAAUGUUAGCUAUAGGUGGAUGGAAUGCAGGCAGUAAAGCUUUUUCUGAUAUGGUGGCGACGCCAGAAAACCGGAUGACGUUCAUAAUGUCUACGAUGGAAUUUUUACGUAAACACAACUUUGAUGGAUUAGAUAUCGACUGGGAAUAUCCAACUCUCAGACAAGGGAAAAUGGAGGAUAAACCUAACUUUGCCCUCCUUCUUAAGGAAAUUAAAGAGGCUUUUGAUAUGGAGGCACAGAAAUCUUUACGUCGUAGACUACUAGUCUCAGCGGCGGUACCUACUGGUAGAAAGGUGGUAGAUUCGGGAUACGAUAUACCAACACUAUCUAAAUAUUUGGACUUUCUAAACUUAAUGUCAUACGAUUUUCAUGGCGGAUGGGAAAGGAAAACAGGUCAUAAUAGUCCAUUGUUUGGUAGCAGCAAGGAUACUGGUUCUGCUAACAUGAACACCGAGAAAGCAGCAAAGUACUGGGUUUCUAAGGGCACACCUAAACAUAAACUCAACAUUGGAAUAGCAACGUAUGGUCGGUCAUUUGUUCUGGCAGAUCCAGUCAAUGAUUUUGGUAUCGGUGCACCUGUCACCGGACCUGGUCCAAAAGGAUCAUUUACUCAGGAAAUAGGAUUUUAUUCAUAUUACGAGAUAUGUCAGUUGCAAAAAGACGGCCAAGGUAAGGUAUACAGAGAUGAAGAACAAAUGGUGCCUUACUAUGUGAAAGGAGAUCUGUGGAUCGGCUAUGACGACGAGGACAGCGUGAGAACUAAGGCAGAAUGGAUAGCUAGAGAAGGAUAUGGUGGUAGCAUGGUCUGGUCUCUAUCCCUGGAUGACUUCAGUAAAACAUGCUCAUCAUCAGUAGUACCAUUUCCUCUGACACAUGCAUUAUCAUCAACAUUAAAAAAUAUAGAAAGAACUAAAGUAUUAAAUCUCACAUCAAGUACGACCAGAAAAAUAGAUCCGAAGACAACAACACCUCGUCAUAUAACCCCAACAACAGUAACAACGACUACAGCAACGACGACGACGACGAUGAAAACUCCGACUACAUUUUCUCCAAUACCGGAAGCUACUACAAAGUUGUGGACAGCAGAUUUACACUACGAAACCGAACCCAAUAAGAUAGCACCACCUGCAAUCUGGGCACCAACCGCGAUGGUUUACGGAAAAUACUCAUUCUCGUGUAGACGAAAACCAUUUGGAUAUUUUCAAGACCCAAAUAACUGUAAUAAAUAUUUUGUAUGUCAUAUGGGACGAACAUUCCAUUAUAGAUGUCCAAGUGAAUUAAGAUUUAAUCCAAAGAAAAUAACUUGUGACUGGGCAGACUCUGUUACUUGUGACGAUGACGGUCGACCUACAAAUAAAUAGUAAGUGUAACGCAUUAGCCAAAUGUUAUUAUAUAUGCGUGUUCGUGUGUGUGUGUGUGAAAAGGAAAAUAAAGGUAUGCUAAAUAUCAAAACACAUAUACCAAUAUACAUAUCAAAGAAUGCUCUUUUAAGUUUACAUAGAAAUAUUAAAUCCUAUCCUCCUAUACUCUUUAAUCAGUUUAUACAUCUGUCUUAUAGAUUCAUCAAAGAUACCAGGCAUAUAAUUCAGUUCGCCAUACUCGCGUUUUGUCUACCUAAGACUCGAACCAAACAUGUUAGAGAGUAGGCCUAAAUCCAAUAUGAAGUUUAAGAGCAUUCAACACCAAAAAUCUAAAAUUUGAGCUCAAUGACUCAUAACAAACAAGAGUUUACACAGCAACGACAUAAACUUUAAAGUUCAUAUUGUCUUAUAUACGUCUUUCUUGUUUGUUUUCUGGUUGCUAUUUCAUCUGCAAAUACUAACCACAAUUUACCCUUUAGUUAUCAAAACGAGUUAACAUGAAUUGUUAUGAAGUUUUCAUCUUAUAAAUUCCUUUUAAAUUGACAGUAGAUGACGAUAGAUAUGAAAAUAAA